AUGGAGGUCGGUCCGGCUCCCACCGUGCUGCGGGUAAGGCGGAAGCGCGGCGCAGAUCCUGCUGAGGCACUCGUCCUCGCGUGUAAACGGCACCGGAGCGAGGAGGGAGCGACGGCCGCGGAGUCCGGGUCCGUGGAGGAGAACAUCUUCAAGCUGGCAGCGACCGUGUGCUCCCAGGAUGAACCGGUUCAAAAGUAUGUCAGAGAAGCUAUUAAUAGAGAUAAAGCCACCAGAGCCCUGAAUCCUUCAUUGGAAAGUCAUCAGAGAAUACGUCAAGAUCUCCUAACUAUGAAGCAGGUGACCCGGCAGGAUGAUCGCUACCGCCUGGUCUCCAAACACCGGGCCCCUUGUGCAGAGGGAGAAGCACCCCUGCUGGCUAUAGACAGUGCCCACAGGACUGAGGAGGACCAUCUAGACUCUGAUAUCAAACCAAAGUCACAAAGAAGAGAUGGUGCCACAGUUACCAAUUCACCUUCUGCAGAAGAAUUCCAGUUAUUUGACAUUGUUCACGAGGCUGCUGCUGAGAAAGAGACCCCUUCUGUUCCUGCCACCUGCUCUGAGAAAUCUGACCCAGAUGUGAUACUCUGUAAUUCUGUAAAGAUGAUCCGUGAGCGGCUAGCCAUCUCCAAGGACGGAAAAGGAACGGAGCAUCGAGAGAGAGAAGAUGAUUAUGUCUAUGACAUUUACUACCUGGAGACAUCUACCCCAGGAUGGAUAGAGAGCAUCCUUUCUGUGCAACCCUACAGCCAGGAGUGGGAACUGGUAGCUGAUGACCAACAAGCCGAGGAGAUUUAUGAUGAUGACGAUGAAGAUGAGAACAGUGAGAAUCACUGGCGUAAUGAGUACCCUGAUGAGGAGGAAGGAAGCACUGACAGAGAGAGCUCUAAAGGCUCUGAUGAAGAAUAUGGCAGCCUUAGUGAUGAAGAAAGUAGCAUCAGACCAAGGACAAGGAACAAAUAUCCUUAUGAUGUGCUAAAGGAGUUCGAGUAUGACAGCUCCCAGGACUUUGAUUCUGACUAAGGAUUACACAAACUUUCACCUAUUGCCUGGGAGGGGCCCUGAGGUGGCUCUGGUCUUAGGCAUCUGCCUCUUUGCUGCUGAUCCUGCCCCAGAGUGUUAUAAUUUACCUUGAAAUGGGAAAAGGAACAAGAAGCCCUUGGGGUCUUUUUUGGUUCCAAGAUCAGAUUCUGGCCCCCAGAUAGUUUCAUCCUGCUCGAGAAGGAAAAUCAUAUGAUAAAUCAGAGCUCCUUUGCCCCUGAUAUGGGAAGAAACUCCUCUUAUGUCUUCCUUUAACAACUUUUAUCUUUUUGUUUAAUCUGAAAAUUUUUUCCCUCCAGUGUGAGGAAUUUACCUGCUGAAAUCUAUAGCAUUUCUAAGAGUCAGUCUUGGUAAGAAAAAUUAACUUUUUGAUACCAGUGAAUAAAGAAACAAUAUCACUACUAUGCUUCCCAUGAAAAGUUUGAUCUUCCCCAACCUCUGACCUGCUGCUGGAAGUGGAUCUGGACUCUUGCUACCAAGGGAGGCAUUUCUUUGUGAGCCUUUGCCAUUAGAGGCAAAAACACUGAAAAGCUGCACUAAUAGGGCAUACUUUGCCAGCACCAGAAGACUAUCUGCAUGUAUGUUCACUAAGGUAGUAGUUGACUGUAAAAAUCUGCAUGUUCAAAAAAAGAGAGAGAGAGAGAAUCUGGGUUGGUAUUUAUUCCCUGUUUCCCUUCUGUGGCCUUAUUUUGAUUCUGUUUGUAGAGUUGGGGGUCCUUUGACAGAAAUGCCAGGGAGCUGUGUAUGUGCAUAUACGUGUGUGUGUGAGUAUAUGUGUGAAUUUGCUGCACUGAUUGUAUUAAAAAUUAUUUUGGAACAUGGAAAA
Molecule: messenger RNA, 1864 nt
Organism: Monodelphis domestica (gray short-tailed opossum)
Lineage: Eukaryota; Metazoa; Chordata; Mammalia; Didelphimorphia; Didelphidae
Gene: SLC7A6OS
Product: solute carrier family 7 member 6 opposite strand
Biological process (GO): developmental process
Source: RefSeq, a predicted model, not a curated record